AUGCCACCGAAGGGGAAGAAGGCUACAAGCAAAACUUCGAAGCGCCCACAGGAUUCCCCGGAUUCUGAUGAUGAGUUGAAGCGCAGUGUUCCCAAAAAGCCAGGUGAACUUACAAAGUCCUACCUUGCAAAGAGAAAGCAGUUUCGCAAAGGUGUAAAAACUUCUAUGAACGUCCUGAAUAGAAAGCUUCUGUAUAUUUAUAAAACACAACAAAAAGAAAGACGGAUGCUUCAUUCCAAAUAUUCUCAGAUGUUUGUGCCUUUGUUUCAACAAUGGGAAAAAGAUGUGAUGAAGGUUGAGCAAGAAGAAGAGAGUUUUGUUAAUGCGUAUGAACAGCAUGUGGAGAGUUUAAAAAAGAGUGCAAUGGCACAGAAAGCAACCAUUGAUGAAGCGAAAAAGAUCUCUGAUCAAUUUCUACAGAGUGUCAAAGACCUUGAGGAUAAUCACCUACGUCUAGAUGCUGUUGAGCAAUGCACAAUGGAAGAAGAAAUGGAAAACUUGAAGAUGAAACUUACGACAGAAAAC
Molecule: messenger RNA, 525 nt
Organism: Cricetulus griseus (Chinese hamster)
Lineage: Eukaryota; Metazoa; Chordata; Mammalia; Rodentia; Cricetidae
Source: RefSeq, a predicted model, not a curated record